Hydra vulgaris (swiftwater hydra) is the source of this 510-nucleotide messenger RNA. RefSeq lists its product as uncharacterized. The record is from RefSeq and is a predicted model, not a curated record. Lineage: Eukaryota; Metazoa; Cnidaria; Hydrozoa; Anthoathecata; Hydridae.
GUUUAUUUGUAAACUCAAUAACUGUACGAGUGCCACGGUUGUAAUAAAAAUCUGUGAUUUAGUAAUUGUUGAAAUAAAUUCUUUGUAAUGAUGAAUGUCAGUGGAAAAAUUGUAUUUGCUUCUGCAGAAGUUCCUGAAGAAAUUCCUAAUGGUUCCUUAUUAACCGUAAAAGUUCAAGAUACAAACAUGAUGGAUGCUCCAGCAGUUCUUCUUGGAGAAUAUAAGACAAUUAUCCAAAAUUAUAAUAAAGGCGAUUCUUUGACUUAUGAAAUUAAAAAUGCAAGUUUGCCUUCUUAUAAAAGAGCAACUUUACAUGCUGUGUUAAACAUUGGUUGGCAAGCAUCUGGUAACGAAUGGAUUAGACAAGGUGAUUAUUUAAACGAUACAACUCAUCCAAUUGAAAUUGAAGAUGACAAAAACGAAUAUUUUGGUUGCGACAUUAAUGUCGUUCACUAUAUUUGAAAUUCUUUUUUUUACUAUUCACGUGAAUUAUUGUUUAUUAUUUAUUUA